AGCUUAAUGUUGCAAAGACAGGUCCUCCCUCUUCCACCAAGUGGAUUCACUCACUGUACACCCGAAAGUGAUUUGUCGCUACUGUUGAAGUAGUACAGCUAUAAAAGUAGUUCGAUGGAUUAAUAUACAAUAGGUACUUCUAGUAGUUCUAGUUGUAGUAUAGACGUUGAAGAUCAUUGUUCGCGCAUCCGGCUACUUCCAACCGAACCUGCGUUCUUGAGUCUGCUUAUUAUUGAGGGCGUUUCGUUUCCGAACAUUAAUAGCCGACCCGGCCCGGGGGGUUUAUUUUGAAGCAGGUAAGAAGCGACGCGGCGUCGACGUGUCGUGUCACACCAGAGUAUAUUUCAUGCUGGUUCUACUUCUACUUACGUCCCGGUCGUCCCUCUAAAUCUAUCACAUCAAUCAUGUCGAAUUGGUUCGACCGCGCCAAGGCGUGGACGAGCGAGGCCGCCGUGAAGGUAACGGAAGCGACGCAGAAGGGUUACGAAAAGACGAAAGAUGCGACGAUCAAGGCGAAGGAAAUUGCCAAGCAAAAGCUGGGCCGCAUGGAGACGGCCCAGGAGCUGACGAAGAUUUUGGAGGAGAAGGCACGGAACGCGGUGACGCUGAUAUCAAAUGUAAAAAUGUCUGGGUCUGGAAGAAUGCAAGUUUGUCAUGCUUGUCUGGCAUGACUCUUAAAUCUGUCAUGCGCAUUACCAAAGAGCCCCACUUUUCUGUCAUGCAGAGACGUAGUUUGUCAUGCAGAUUAGGCAACACCUAGAAGCUCAGAAACUUGUCAUGCUGAGCCAGCAAUUGUGGCCUCCUCAUGAUACGCCGCACAGCAUCACAAGUUUCCAGCAGACCCAGACAUUUUUGCAUUUGAUAGCUGACCCAGAUCGCGGACUUGCACCGCUCCUGGAUCUCGUCGAUGAACCGGAAGGACGGGCCGAGCUACAUUUUGCCCUCCUACGCCUGGGAGGUAUCAACUGCAAAAAUGUCCGGGUCUGGAAGAUUCUGAGACUUUGACUUGUCAUGUACGUUUUGCAUGAGCCAUGAGGUCUGGAAUGCGAGGCCUAGCAUGACAGAUUCUCUGGGGUCUCUAUCAUGCCUUUCCUGCGUGAGAAACUCCCGCGCAAUUUGGUCAAAAGCGGACAGCUUUUGGUACUCACGCAACACAGAUUUUUGCAUCAUUCGGAUUUAGCAUGACAAGUUCUAAUCUUCCAGACCCAGACAUUUUUGCAUUUGAUAAGAGGAAAACUUGAACAACCCGGACGCCGAUGUCGUGGAGCGCCAGUUGUCGACGGAUGCUGCGGUCUAUCAAAUGUAAAAAUGUCUAGGUCUGGAAGAUUACAACUUGUCAUGCUGUUUUUGGACUCUAAAAAAAUUUGUAUUGCAUGGCCGGCAAGAUGGGUGCAAUUUGUGCUUACACGGAGAGGGCAUUCCUCAUGCGGAAGGUGCAUCAGGAAGCCCUCUAAAAGUCUGCGAUGCUAGGUCAUGCAUUACAAACAUCAUGGGUCAUGAGAAAUAUGCAUGACAAAUCUCGCAUUCUUCUAGACCCAGACACUUUUGCAAUUCAUACGGUCGUGGCGGAGAGUCCAGGGGAACAAACCUCGACCACCACAUCAUCCGGGGACACGAGCAGUUCGAAAGAAACGACGCCCGCAGGAGGGGGAAAGGAAAAGGAAAACAAAUCGAUAUUUUCAAAAAUCUCCUCCGUCGUCAGCAAACGGGCUGGCUCGCACGAGGCAAUCAUGGCGGAACGAGAAGCGGCCGCAAAGGAUCCAAACAAACGAAUUCUGUCGUUCAAACAGGUGCAGCUUGUUUUCCUGACAAGUAGUUUUCACCAGUGAAUGGGAGUUGUAUCGCCAGUUGCUUCAAUAUCAAUGCCGUCACUACAACUUCUCAUGCUACUACUGGUGCGUAAUAAUUUCCACGCAUGCUGCUUUUGUGCUCGUCAAGAGUGAAUUUUUUGAAUUUGAUUGGUUACAUUCAUUCCAGUUCACUUGGGCUAGUGGUGAUGCCGAACACGACAUCAUCUCAACUCCAAGGUAUUCCUGCGGUCCCGGGCAUUGGAGAUCACGAUGGAAACUAUUUUGUGUGACGAGUACAUGCGGAAGCGCUUUGCGCCACCAACACCUGACGACCACAGCUCGCAUUCGUUUUACUUCUACUCGUUGUUGCAAAACGCGCUGUCGUGUCCCCCGGAAAUCUGGGGCGGGCUCUUGCGGACCGCCACGGAAGCAGAGCUCCUGACUGACUACCACAUUCGAUGGCUGUCAAGGCUGUUUGGCGUGCUGAAGAUCGACUGGUUGGACGAGGUAUUCCACAGCGAAAGGAAAGACAUGGCAGUUCGGGCGGAGCAGCUACGAAACGAAAUUCGCAGCGUCAAGACGGCACUGCCGAGCCUCACUGAUCUCGAGAUUGAAAAGCACCACAAGAAAAAAGUCACGGCGAGUCGCGACCUGGUACUAUAUUUAUAAUUUUUUUCUUUUCAGCUGGACGAGAAUUGAUUCGGGGGAAAUCAGAUGGAAACGAGAUUGAAUGAUGAUAAUCAUUAAUCAAUUCGAAAUAAGAACACGACAGGGACACAGGGCCAUCAUCAAAGAUGAGGACGGCCAUCCUUUAACUUUAUCUAUGAAUUGGAACAAGUUCUGUAUGCAACAUCCACAACGAGGAACAGCGAAAAUAAGUAUGAAUAUGAACAACUUUUCGCCAGGUCCAACUGUAUAAAGGACUCCGAGUCAAUAUGGAGGAAGCUUUGAAGCAUCGACAAGUGACGCUGCAAAAACGUGAUGAGAACAUGAAGAAUCUCGAACUGGAAAUGACGAACUACAAGACCGAGCUGGGUUCCACCACGGUGUCAAGUAUGGAAACCCGGGAGAAGCUGACAAAAGAGCUUGCGGAAGCAGCGGAAGUGCUCAAGGUAGAUCUGGAAUCCAUUGACAAAGACCGUCUCGCUGUCGACCAGGAAAUCGAAGAGCUCGAAGUGCGCAAGAAGAACCUAAAACUGGAAAUCGAGGAGGUAAAAAGUUGUAAGGGCACUGCGACUUCUACUUUCUUGAAUCUUUUGAAUCCACCGAUUUCCUUGCAUGACUUGUCCUUGAGUUUGAGUAGCACGAUCUUAUUUCGUACCUACGUACUUGUUGAGUUCCAUAGUUGUUUCCGAUCGCCAGCCCGGCAGACAUAGUUUUUGCUAUAGGUGAAUACAACGACGACUUCAGGUGACGCAAUUGCUGCUCAUAGCGCGGCAGAAGCAGAAGCACUUCAUGACCGAGCAGGACCAGAAGCGAAACAACAUGUACUCCGAAAAGAACAAUUUCAAGCGUCAGAUCUCCGAGAAGGAGCGGCUGGCCCUGGAGUGUGAAAUUGGGGGCAAGGUGCUCGAGGAGAUCCACAAGAUCGUGGAGGUCACAGAGAAGCAAAUGUCGGCGUCGCUCGGAAAACAAAUUUCGGAGCUGGGGAAGAAGCGCGACCAAUUUGACCAGCACUUUGUCGAGGUGCUACGCGAUCAUUGCCGGUACGAGGACGACAGGCUUGUGUCCAUCGGGGAAAUCGCAAAGGUUAGCUGCAGCCGGCUCAUAAAGCUGAACGAUGGGGACGAGACGCUGGUGAUGCAGGAAACUGCCAAAGCCGCCGGCGCUGCAACGGGCGAUGGUACUUUUCGUAUAGCUGCGCAUUUAGAUUUAGUCACCUUUGGCACCUGCGGCCGGACUUCUUCACCUUUUGUAGCUUGUUUGUACCGUCGUAGCUUGAUUUUACUGGCGUUUCAUCGUGUUGCUUCGCGUUGUCGUUUCUCCGGAAAAAACACAAGUGAUGUCUUUGCUUUCUACAGGAUCUUCGGCAGCCCCGCAGCAACUGACGCGAGCAGAAUUUCUGGUGCGCGAGCGGCAUGUCUUCACAAAGGCAACGCACGACCUCGAGUUGGUUUGGACGGACAUUAUGAGCUUCAAAAAACAGCACGAGGACAUUAUCGCUUCCAGUCCAGUUUUGAAGGACCUGGUUUCCAGGAUGGAAACAAAAUACCGACAAAUCAAACAGCAUCUUUCGCCUGGUAUAUUGAUGAAGAAGAGCUAUCCCUUGUCGUCAUUUUGUGAGGUAUCUCCGAGAGCAAAAAUAAUCAAAAUGUUGAAGCUGAUGGCUCUUUUUUAAAAGAAGCGUUGUUACAACCAAGAAAAUCAAGUCAAUGUCGCGUACAAAUUUCAGGUUUGGAAAUGAUGGUCCAAGCCAGCAUGCAAAGUCCGGUGGGCACACCGGACGCGGGCUCCGUUGGAUCUAUCCAGCCUACCGAGGCCCAAGUGGAGGCUAUGCCCCCGGUUCAGACGCACACGCAGGUGCAGCAAGCUCCACCACCGCCCCCACCCGCACCUCCGGUGGUUGUGGAAAAGAAGGAAGCACCACCUGCUCCUGCCGCGCCGCCGGCCCCGGUUGUCGCAGCAGAAGCGAAAGAGCAGGACCCAGCUCCUCCAGUGGUUGUAAAACAAUCCAAACCGGAACCACCAGCAGCGCCGACGUCUCCGGUCGCUGCAAAAGUAGAUGCCCCUCCGCCUGUCGACGACGUGGUCGAUGCGGCUGUUACUGAGCCAACAAGCACAACUGCAGCUAAAACAGCCGAAGGCGAAGAUGAGGAUUUUGCCAUUGCCUAAUCAGCGGUUUUUUCCAAUAUCACCUGUACACUACUAAUUGUAAUUUCAAUCGAAUACUUUUUUACUUACAAAUACGAGCUGACGCAAGAGCACCGUGUAUCCAAAUCCCCGUCGGAGCGACUACUUCCAGCAUUGUUGUACUUCCUCUCCUUUCAGAUACGACGCACUUCAAUGGUGCCCCCGGGAUAAACUACUGUUGUUUAGAUGAUUUCUUCGAUAUUAUAUACGCAAGGCAUUCUACCUCUACGUCUACCCCACCUACGAGGACCACGACGGCAGUGGCAUCUGAACUUUUUGCUCCCCAAUGGUUAAAUAAUGUCAUGCGCUGUGGAUGUGGUGGUUAUGGUUUCCUAACUUCGCCGCGCCUUGAUGGCAUUUCCUGAACGUCAGAAACGAAAGCGAUUGCAUGCACCGGCCGUGAGAAUCGUCGUGAUUCACCGGCCACUUUUGACAUAACGACGAAAUAUUAUUCUGCAACGAAGAGGAUGAUGAUCACAAUUAUCGAAAUCAUGAUAGCGGGCAUUCUUAUCCUUUUCUGGAGUGAAGAUUGAAGACGUGCGCUUUUUGGUUUGUUCUUAU
Amoebophrya sp. A120 is the source of this 5201-nucleotide messenger RNA. The record is from the annotation of a GenBank genome assembly. Lineage: Eukaryota; Dinophyceae; Syndiniales; Amoebophryaceae.